AUGUUCAAAAAAUUCGACGAAAAGGAAAGUGUCUCGGGAGUUCAACAAUUGAAGUCCUCGGUCCAGAAGGGUAUUCGGGCGAAGCUUAUAGAGCAGUUUCCCACCAUCGAAAACCACAUCGAUCUAGUGUUGCCGAAGAAGGAUGCUUUCCGGAUAGUUAAAUGUCACGAUCAUAUUGAACUGUUAAUCAAUGGCGCAGGCGAGCAAGUUUUCUUCCGGCACAGAGAUGGCCCAUGGAUGCCGACGCUGAAGCUGUUCCAUCGGUUUCCAUUCUUUCUACCCAUGGAGCAGGUGGACAAGGGUGCUAUCCGGUUUGUGCUGAGUGGGGCUAACAUUAUGUGUCCGGGUCUGACGUCACCAGGCGCCUGCAUGACCAAGGUGGACAAGGGAACGGUAGUGGCAAUAAUGGCCGAAGGCAAGCAGCACGCAUUAGCUAUUGGGCUGACUGCACUGUCGACAGAUGAUAUUGCCAAAGUAAACAAGGGCGUCGGCGUGGAAAAUUGCCACUAUCUCAACGACGGGCUAUGGCAGAUGAAACCGAUUAAAUAA
Molecule: messenger RNA, 549 nt
Organism: Anopheles marshallii
Lineage: Eukaryota; Metazoa; Arthropoda; Insecta; Diptera; Culicidae
Gene: MCTS1
Product: malignant T-cell-amplified sequence 1 homolog
Exons: 4
Coding region: 1-549 (182 amino acids)
Biological process (GO): formation of translation preinitiation complex
Molecular function (GO): RNA binding
Source: RefSeq, a predicted model, not a curated record